GUAUGUGAACGAAAACGCUCUGAGGAUUGUUAUGGACUUAUGUCAUAUCACUAUAAGUAUGUGAAAGUUUCUCUUCUUUGUUCUCAUUAUUUGCUACCAGUUGUCACGGAUUAUGUCGGUUUAUCCCAACAAUGUUUGUUUUUUGUAUAUUAAGUUACAGUUAAUCUUGAAAUGUCUGUCUGAGGAUAUGUAUGUCAAAGCUAAACAUAAUGUCACUAAGACGGCCAAAAAGUCUUCUGCAAAACCCUGAGCUGCCAGCUUUAUAGCGUUAUCUGUUGCUUUUAUGGCAAAAGAAAACCUUAUGGUAGCACUGCUGGAGACAAUAGUUCGUAUCGUGAGACUCCUCUUAAGUUUUAUAAACGACCAAAACUAAAUUCACGACACCCUGGCUAACCAUGGGUGAAACAAUGCUGAAGUCACACAAUGAAAAGGUUUUGUCGGUUUUCAUCAUGCUGUACUGUAAGCACUUGUGUAUUAAGAUUGAAGUGGUGGCUUAUCAUACGUCAAUGUCUUAGUUUAAUGUCAUAGGAGAUACUUAUAUGUGGCUUUGUUUACCUCCUCAGCCUGCUAACAGCACAAUUAGUCAACACAUAUCCUAAUAUCAGAUUUAAUGCUGCCUAUGAGAAUAUCAUGAAGUUCACCUGAGCAGGUACUGUUAUUAUAGGAUCUGAUUCAAAUCCAUGGUGGUAUUUGCCUCCUAUUUUGUGGUGCUGGGGUGUUAUUAACAUUAGAGUUAUGGCAAAAACCUCACAGUAAUUUUCACUCCUAUUUUUAACUUCUCAUAGAUCAGAUAUUUUGUACACAUUUCAACUUUAAAGUUUGAUUGUAUUUUGGUUUUGAGCAAUGGAAAUGUGUAAAAUGAAAAAUAUGCUACAUUUUUUUCUAAUGCAAAUUUACCAGUAUUAGAUCAACCUGUAUAGAUAAUACAUCAUUUUAUCUCCAUCAGACUCACUUCAAGGGAUACUUAAGUAUUUUUAAAGCGAGAUUAGAUACCAGUCAGUUAGGCCUCUUUGUUGAGAAUCUGCAGGCAGAAACAGGACAUAGGUAUGCCACUGUUUUUGGCGGAUACCUCUGCAUUACCCUGUCUUCGAUUUUGAGAAGUCCAAGCACAAAUCUGAGAGGUCCAAGCACUAUUCUGAGAGACCCAAGCACAAAUCUUGGUUUGAGCGUAUGCUGUAUCCAGAAAUUCUUCAGCUCCUAACUUUUCCAUCGGAAAGCUCAUUUGUUUUUGCACUGUUUGCAGAUGCAACACAGAUGGGCUCUUCGGCAAGCAUGCAGCGGGAUCAAAAAUAGUGAAACAUCCCUUUAAGAAAGUCAUUUCCAGCAGAGAAGCUAAAUUUUUAACACAAAGUCAUGUAUUGACAUGUAGCUAUAUGAGUGAUGAAGACUACAGUAUGUUGUAGCAUUCACCUUUUAUUACUGACCAGCACAGAUUCUCUGAUUCAGCAGACUUGAUGUGACCCUGUGACCCCUGGUUGCCAGGGAGAGAGCGGUGGGGCCAUGGCAGCGGGGACGACUGCUGGGGAGAGCCAACUCCAGAGGAUUAUCAGAGAUCUGCAUGGUACGUCAGCUUUAUGUGGGUGUCUUUCCCUGUGAUUGUGUGUGAAUAGAUAUGCUGCAGGCAGCUUUAUGCUGCCAUGGUGUGACUAAAGCUAGGAGAAAGAAGAGACGAAGAGGUUUGAAAUUAUAUAAUGUCCUUAGUCUUUGUGUCAAGUCCUGGUACAAUCUUUACGUCUGGAACUAUCCUAUCUUUUCUGGCUUUAAAUUCUUUGGACAAAUUGCUGCAUUUGACCUGAUACCCCUGUAGUUAGGGUGUGGUGGCAGCAUGCAGCGAGACAGAAAGUGUGUACUGAGAGUGCACCCAUCACAGGUGUCCUUCCAGUUUUUGCGAUGGAUACGAGGCAAGUAGUUUUUUUUUUAAAACCUCUGUUGCGGUUAAAAUGGGAAAAAAAAGAGGAUAUGAGUCAUCAGUAUCAGGAUCGUUUAUGUGUAAAUGUGAAGCUGAAAUACAAAGAAUGGACGAGAUCAGUUCUAUAAUUUGGUGUUUCUUUUUAGGCCAUGUGACUCGAGGUUAUUUGUAAAUAGAUGAAUAGAGAUGAAAAAAUUGAAACCUGGCUUUUAUCUUCUAUAUUCUUCUGUAUUGCCAUUAAUUCUGGUCAUGAAUCCGGCUUUCGGGUAUUUAUCAUAACCCUGUGUUUAUUUAUCUCUCAAACUUGAUUUUGUUUUAUGUUAUGUUUUUAUCAGAGGCUGUUGCAGAGCUGGCAAAGGAGUACAGAGAAAGUGGAGAGCCCAUCACCGAUGACAGCACCAACCUGCACAAGUUCUCCUACAAACUGGAGUACCUGCUUCAGGUGUGUUUUGCCCUUAAUGUUGGUUCCUCGAUGAAUCUUAAUUACUCCAGUAAGAAAAAGAACAAAGAUGUUUUGAAAGAAGACAAUGGUAGUAGGAUAAUUGUCUACUUUACAAAAAUACACAAGAUAGAUUGUAAAUCUUGCUAAUUUGUUAAUUGACUUUUGUUACAAACAUAUAUAUUUUUUCAAUAUAUAACAAAAAAACUGUCUCUUUAUAUUUAUCCUUCCUGCAGUUCGACCAGAAGGAGAAGACCACAUUUCUUGGUACGAGGAAAGAUUAUUGGGAUUACUUCAGCGACUGUUUGGCUAAGGUCAAAGGAGCCAAUGAUGGGAUCCGUUUUGUCAAAUCCAUCACAGAGGUAUUAAGAUGUCUUUGCUUGUUGUUUACAGUGAUACCACUCAUUAAUCACUGAUCACAUACUGGUCAUCCAGAGAAUGUGACCAUCCCUAAACUCACUUGACUUACUGUGACUCCAAUGGAUUUUUUUUUUUGCUCUCAUGUUUUUUCUAAUUCCUCAUACUACAGACGUGACACAACACACACACACACACACACACACACACACACACACACACAAAGAGCCUGUCGCAAUACUCUUUCAAGCUUCAUUAGAUUUUGUAAUUAUGAAAUGUUUUGUUUUCUUCAUAUAUCAUGAACAGGUUGUAAGAAAAGGAGUUGAACAAUGCCGGUUACACUUAAAAUACAGUAAACUGACUGCGCAUUUAUGGCAUUACUGUUCAUGCUUGAAUACAAAACUAUGAUUUAAGGUUAAAUAAUGUUGUAGUUUAGUAGUCUGCUGUGUGUAGAAUCUCCCUGUUGAAAUGAACACAGCGUCCUCUUUUGCUUUGACAGCUGAAGACCUCUCUGGGGAAAGGACGAGCGUUUAUCCGUUACUCCCUCGUACAUCAGCGGCUGGCUGACACCUUGCAGCAGUGCUUGAUGAACCAGAGAGUUACAAGGUAAAACUUACACAGCCCAACAUUGCAAAAUUUUUAUUGAGGGUUAAGGAGAGAUAAAGAAACCAGACAGGGUCGCGACUGAAGUUGUGAAACUGACGUAUAUAAAUGCUACUUCCUAUUUUGCACCUUAAAACUUAAUGGAUGAUGAUGUGUUUUGGUGUUUUACUUCAUGUUUCUCUCCGGUGAUUAAGAUCACUAUUUCUGAAGAGGUCUGACUUUGGAAAGCAGUCAAAGGAAAUCAAAGGAAGUGGCCUGCAAGUUUAGACAUCACACUAUUAGAGUGAAGAGCAAGGCUGUGACAUUUAACAGAGGAUGUUAUGUUCCGAUGAUCAGUAACAGGUUAAAUUUCAUACCAUUAACGAUAUACCAGAUGAUAAUGCACACAACCAAAGAUCUGCAUGGUAUGUGGGUGUCUUCUCUGUGAUUGUGUGAGUAGAUAUGCUGCUGGCUGUAAUGUGACUAAAGCUAGGAGGCAGAAGAGACACAGAGGCUUGUUAAUGAUCCCUAUAAGAGUGUCAAGUCUUGGUACAGUCUUCAUACCUGGAACUGCUCUACCUUCCUUGGGUUCAAAUGCUUUGGAAAAACUGCUUUUCAUCUGAUCUCAAGGCUGUGUUGGAGGCCUUUGACAGGAUGCAGUGAGACAGAAAAAAUGUGUACUGAGAGUGCCCCCAUCAGGAGAAAUUUCAGUCAUAAUUAAGACAUUAGUUUUAUUGAUGUGCUUUUUAACCAAGUUUUUAAACCAGGAAGGCUUCAGGGGUUACAGUUAAGAAUAAAAAACUGAAAUGAACAGGCGAUAAACAAAGACAGCAAGGACACAUGGAGAAGUUAAAGUCCAGGGCUGGUAUUGAAAGCAGUACUUCCACAUCACAUACAAAAGAAAAUGAGAACAUCAGGACCCACAAUUUUUUUUAGUUAAUUUGUACAACUCUCAACUCUGCCUCCAGGUUGAUGAGGGCAAUGGUAACUUACUGCAUGUGGACUAAAAGUGCUUCUCUUCAGACUCAAAUGUCACAAAUUCUUAGUGAGUAAUACAGCAGUCAGCUACAAGGUAGUUGGAUAAGAUUUUUCAUCAGAAUCAUUCCUUGGGCAUCGUGACAAGAUAAACACAGAUAAAAUGUCCUUUUGGGUCAUUCCAUGUCAAUUCAACCAAGAGUCUCCACUCACGUCACAGAUUUUUAUACAAUUUGGUGGAGUGAUUGGCCUUCAGGAGAAACUGUCAGAGCUCAAAUAUUUUUGUUCAAAGCCAUCUAAUUAGUGAGAAAUAGGCUAACGAAUUUUUGGCUAAUUAGCAUGACAUGCGUUACAAAAGUGUUCAUAUCUCUGGAAGUAUGGCACCAAGAGAGCUGAUUCAGGUGUCAUUUUAAAGUUCUCUUCAAGCUCUAUCUUUUUGUUUAUAACAUUUUUUCCCAAAUUGGACCAGAAAAAAAUUAUAAAAGACCAAAAACUUAAAUUGGAAAUAGCAAAAAACGCGCGUCCUUCAAUUUUCUUCAUAUUCACACUAAAGAAAGACUAUCAUGUCCACUAACAUCCCUGCAAGUUUCAGGAUGGGCAUUUCAUAACUUUUUGAGUAAUCAGUCAAAUUGUGUGGUACGUUAGGUCGAAAAUCGCCAUAUUUGGCACAUUAUACAGUCCUGACCUCAUCUGGAGUCAGCCCCACUUGCCUGCUUGUGUAAAAUAUUACUUCCUCAUAGUGCAAAAUGCUUUUUUUGAGUGUUUUCAUUUGUAUGUUAUCCCAUGUUGAUAUGAAAAAUGGCUAGAAUAGCUUAUUUUUGCUCAGUUUUCUAUCGCAUUUCAUUUCUCUUUGCACCUAUAUCCAGAAUAUGAAUGAUCUUAGCUUCAAGGGAGGACUAAGGACUAAUGUUGUCAGUUAUAGAAAAAAAAAAAAAGUAUCGGCCAAAAUCGGUCUCGGCAGGUAAAGCUUUUUAAAGAUCGGUGAUCGUACGAAAAACUUUGAUCCGUGCACCCCUAGUUCAAAUAUAAGAAGGGUUAAAUUUAAGCAGAAAAGUUCAAAUGGAAUUAAGAGUUUUAGCAGAUCUGACAUUUUCUGAGGGUUUAUAACAGAUAAAAGGUGUGUAAAAACUGAACCAUGCUUCUCCAUGUUGGGUUCUGACCCCAGGGACAGAAAGCAGACCUUACCUAGAGGACUUGAGUGGUUUGGAUGGUGGAGAAGAUUGAAGAUCGUAUUUUAGUCCUGAACGAUUCACACUUUAAUAAACCAGAAGCAGUAAUAUAAAAUCUAGCCUCUGACAGAUGGGGGAGCCCAUAUAAGACCUUAUUAACAUUAAAAAUUUAAAGGGGACAAUAAAAUCUGUCAUAUUUACACCUUACACUAUCCCAAAUCCUAACUCAGUCAAGACCUUAGAGCCUGGAGAGGAAGCUAUUUUGUGAGGAGUAGCUGAAGACAAUUGCAGAGCUAAGUCAGAUAAGUGCAUAUACAUGAGAGAGACGAGUUUACCCGAGAGUACAAGUGAUUUGCCUAUGUUGACUCACUGUCGUACCAAGACUCUACAGGAGGUAGUUUCCAUGUGUAACUAUGUACUGUUUACAUUUGGACAACUUCACUGUAGCACAAAACACCUGAAGAGGUGGCCUGCAUACGUUUUUUUAAAACACGCUGACAUGUUAAGACGAGCUGAAUUCUAAGAGUAAAAACCACUUCCAAGUUUUAAGAUUUUUGAAACAUUUCUCUCUCUAAUUGAAUGAUUUAAAUAUGAACUUUUAUUAAAUGAUUUGUUUAUUUGGAUCCUUGUCAGCCUUAGAAUAAGAACUCCUCUAGGCAUCUACUCAAGCCUGUGGUCGAUCUUGUAAAUACUUGUUAAUCUUGGGCAAAGUGGUAUCAUGUUUUGUACAUGCAUAUCUAGAAUACUGUGACACAGAAACCACAUACUAUCUUUGUACUGACCAACAGGUCUCUCACUAUGACUGAAUCUGUCAGAAAUGAAAGUGAAGACACUUCUAGCUGUCGUACUCUAACUUCUAACACUAACACUCUGUCACAAUUACAGUCACUAAGAAUAGUUAACUAGAUCCUGUUUACACCAUUAAAAUCAGAUCUUAGGGAUUUGGACACAGUUCUCCUUGUAUCCAUAGCAACGAUUACUUGCCCAACAGACAGGGUCUCAGAAUAAUUAACACAAUUCAGAGUCUUUGAAUAGUGUUAACUCGCAUCUGAGGUGGAGACCUGUUGUUAAUGCAAGGUGUGAUCACUCAUACUAAAGCUGUUCGCUCAAGUCCCAAUCACUAUAAUCUUCAUCUUGAUGCAAGGUCUGGACGGGCAUUUUUUCUACUGAUGGUCUUGUCUGCUUUUGAGGGUCAAACAGAGGCGUCAGUUUUGAUUUCAGUCUCUUUUGUAAUGAGUUUAAAUGCCCCACAUGCCUAAUUAAAGCCCAUUUAGAGAUGGUAGAAGUUGUUAAAAGCUAACAGAAGCUUUUUCUGUGGAACGUCAAGGAUAUAAAUAUGAGCAAAACCUUUUUUUUUUCGUCUGUAUCAUAGUCUCUGCCUUUGUUCCCAUGUUUUCAUCUCUUUCUCUGCAGUGACUGGUACUAUGCAAGAAGCCCCUUCUUGAAGCCCCACCUCAGUGUUGACAUAGUCAGUCACCUGUAUGAACUGAAUGAAGUCCAGUUUGAUGUUGCUUCAAGGGGAUAUGAUCUUGAUGCUUCCUGGCCAACUUUUGCAAGGUAACAAAUAAGAGGCUCAACAUUAAUGCUCAACAUUAUCAAACAAUAGGACCCAGACAUGUAAAUUAGCACCAAAAAAUGACCAUAGACCCAUUUUUGUGGAGUUUUGCUUGCAGAUGUAUCCCCUAAUAUGUUUAGAUUUCAUUAAGGUUUCUUUUCUUGAUUAACAGGCGGACUCUGGGAAAUGCAAACUCACCUGGACAUAUGUGGAAACCACCCAGCCGUAGCUCAAGCAUUAACAGUUUGGCUAGCACCUACUCCCAGGUAGGAUAUACCUCUCCAGUGAUGCUCCUUUACUUUGCUGUAACUUCAAAUGGUUGUAUGAAGUUGAUCACACUUGCUUUUUUUUCAACUCUUCCACCCCUGCCAACCUUCCAGCAGGCUUCUGAAAUCCCCUACAGUCCCGACUUUGGUCAGGGUUUGCUAAAUGACCUGAAUGAGUCCCUUCCUGCUUGCACAGAAGAUGAGAGCACAGUUGACGACCUUCGCCUUGAGCUGGACCGGUCCGAGCUGCACCAGCGAGAGCUCGAGGAUAAGAUGAAGCAGCUUGGUGAGGAGGCUGCUGAGCUCAGGGGGGUAGUAGUGGAGCUCCAGAGGCAGCUGGAUAUGUCCCUCUCUGCCCAAGAGCAGCAGCAGGGGUUGCAGGGAGAACUCAAGACCCUGCAGGAGAGAGAAGAGGUCCUUUCCAGGGAGGUGGAAGCACUCAGGACAGUGGAAAAAGCCAGAAAUGCUGAGCAACAACUGCUCCAGGAAAAACUGGCAGCUGCUGAAGGGAAGAACAUAGAGCUCCUGGCGAAGUUGGACGGGGUUCUGAGUGAGAAGGGCCAGCAGGCAACCAGUCACUUUGAUUCAGCUCAGAAGAUCCACGAGCUGCUGGACAGACUGAAAGAAGCAGAGAAAGGGAAGAUGGAAGCUGUGACCGAAGCAGAGGGAAAAAAGAGACAUGCUGAGAGGCUGGAGGAAGAGCUGAGAUUGAAGGAGGUAGCUGCAAAGAACAGUGAAACAAAACUCGAAGCAUUAGUGACGACUGCAUGUGAAGAGAAGGCCAAGCUGCAGGUGAAAGUAGAGGAACAGUGCAGUUCACUUGAGAAGCUGCAGGGGGCCUUGACUGUUAGAGAAAAGGAGGCAAGCAACCUACAGAAGCAGCUGCAGGACCUCCAAAGAUCUCUAGAGCAGAAGGAGGAGGAGGUGGAAGAGGUGAAGAGAAAGGCGCACCAAGAUCAAGAUGAAAUGCAGAAGAAGAGUGGUGGAUUAAAAGAAUCUCUCGAAGCAGAAGUCGCCACACUCAAGGAGCAAUUAAAGAGAAAAGAGGCGGAGCUAACGUCAAGUUGCAAGACACUACAACGGCUAGAAGGUAAAACCCACAGCCUGACCACAGAGAGAGAUAAACUGACCUCUAACCUAACUGAGCUGGAGGGUACUGUCAAGGAGCAGGCCGCUAAGGUAGACGACUACAAGACCCAGUGCGCCAAUCUGAUGGAACUCCAUGAAAAACUGCUGGCCACGUCAAAGAGAAAUGAGGAGUUGAUGAAGGAGAUGGCGGAAAAGAGAACAGCGCUUGAGGAAGAACUGGCAACUGUGGGAGCUUCUGAGAAACAGCUCCGCAGCCAGCUGGAUGAUACCAAGAUGACAGUGGAUGAGAAAGAGAAGCACCUGCGCGAGGAGAACCGCAAGCUGGAUGAGAAUUUUCAGCGAGCAACCAUCGCUGCAAAGCUCUCAGAGGACAGGUCGAAGCAACUCGAGCAGGAGAACCAGAGUCUGAGAGAGGAGCAGGACAAGGUGAAAGCAGCUCUUGGUCGCAUGCAAGCUGACUUGAAGAGCGUUCAUGGGCAGAUCGGAGAGUUGGAGAAGAACUUAGGAGCCUCACGCAAGACUGAAGCAAGCCUUCAGGAGCAGCUUCAAGCCAAAGAGGCAGAGCUAGAGAGUAAUGAGAAGAACCUUGUUGAGCUUCAGUCAAGGUUAAAAGUUCUCGAGGCCAGAGAGAGGGAGCUGGAGAGUGCAAGAGCCGAUACUGAAGCAGCGAUGGUUAAACAGGCCGAAGUGAUAGAAAGGGUUACUUCUGAGAAGAAGGUGAUAGAGAAAUCUCAACUUGAGAGGAGUGCAGUCCAAGCAAAGGAAAACCAGGAAGUGACAGCCAAAGUGGCUAUGCUCGAAGGCCAGCUGGAAAUAAGCAUGAAAGACGUGGACAGGCUUCAGGGAGAGAUCCUGGACCUCAGGGUGCAGGUUGAGAGAUCAGAGGAGGAGAAGCUAAAGGCAAGGACACAGCUGGAAGUGACAGAGGCCCAAAGAGAUGAGCUCAGGACUCUGACUGAGCAGCUUAAAUCCCAGACAGAGGCUCUAAAUCAGCAGCAUGUAACAGAGCUCAUGGAGUGCAAGAAGAGAGAAGAGACCCUGAUUGAGCAGUGUGAUAAAGAAGUAGCUGCCCAUGCUGAGCUGGCUAUCUCUACGGCAGCUCUUCGAGAACAGCUGUCCACCCUGAAGGUAGAAAAUGAGAGGCUAGUAUCGGAGAACAACGAGACACGAGAGGGUCUGCAUCGGGCAAACACAGAGAUGGCCGAGCUGGGGAUCACCAUCUGUAAGCUGAGUGCAGAAAAAGAGGAGGCGAGAGAGUAUUUGGUAGGGGAUGCUUCCAAGAUUGAAGAGCUGGAGGAAGAGGUGGGGAGGCUAGAGGAGAGCAUGUUAAACCUGAGAGAGGAGAACACCACACUGAAAGAGGAGAUACAGCAGAAGGGAAAACUUCAAGACACUGUCACUGAGCUUCAGGAGCAGCUGGAAAAAGCCAAGAAUCAAAUGCAGAACGUCAAGGACUCCGGCCGAGAGGAGGCAGAGGCCAUCAAGUUCCAGUUGAGCUCCGAGAGUAUGAAUCAUCAGGUUCAAAUGAAGGUGAGUUAGUCUACGAUGUUUCAGUGUGACUUUUAUGACUAAUGAAUGAGUCACAAUUGCUUUAAUGUCUAAAGUGUUUGCUCUCAGAAACUAUUCAGACAGGAAUGACAAGCUCAAAGAUUUAUUUUUAAACUUCACUCACAUAAUGUUUUUAUAUCAAAGAAAGCAAUCUAACAGAAGAAUACCAUCAAUUCCUAAGUAAGGGAUAGUCAGCUCAUGAGGUGCUGUGUCACCUUUGGUUGAUACUUAUCUGUCCAGCCAUUGUUAGUAUUAUUUUUUUCAAAUGAAAUGUUUUAUUGUUUUCCAAAUGACAAAAAAGACAAUGACAACAGCUGUCCACAUGAUGUGCACUUACAAUAACACAGACAAAAAAUCAAGACAAUCUAGGAGGGCCUUCUCCACACAGACACUAAGGAGGAUUUUAAAGGCUUCAAGGAAGCAGGGAUGGGUAAUUCAGCCAACAGUGUUACAAAUGAUCUUUUUGUUGCGAUAAUCUUACAAAGUUACGCCUGACAGUGCACAGACAAGGAAUCUGACUCCAGCGAACUUUACUUUCUAUAAACAAAUGAAACAUGACACAAAAAAUACUACAAUGUGUUCAAGCAUUUACAAGACAUUUAUCUUAUAUAUACCAGACUUGUUUUCUCUUCUUCCUUUAUCUCAGACAUGUAAUCUCUUUCACGUACCUUGACAUGUUUUGGAGGACACUUCCGUCUUCCUCAGAAGUUUCACUUGGCAGUAGGUGUGACACGUCAUAUCAGCUGGCGUUACGGAGGCAUGACCCUCCUGUGAGAGUCACGCCUCUGAUUAGAUAAAAGAUUACAUGUCUGAGAUAACAGAAAAAAAGAAAAAGAUUUCUAAGAGACUGAAGACUUAAUGAACAUCAUUCAACGUACACACAUGACUGUUAUAGCAGUAAUGAGAUGGAGAGGAGUACAGUGGAGUGAUUGGUGAUUGAAAACUGUAUUAUUAAUUUAAAUAUUAAUUAAAUUAUUAAAAAGGGGUGUGCAGAGGUACUUGUCAGAUGAGAGGAUGAUGUCUGCAGUGAGAAUAUGUGGGAGAAUUGUUAAACGAGAUUGUUGUGAAAAGUUAUACAGAUAAACCGUCAAAUGGUUAUUUUUGACAUCCCGGGGGAAGAAACUGUCUUUGUGUCGGCUGGUUUUGGUGUCCAGUGAUCUGUUCUGCCUACCUGAGAGGAGGAGUUUAUACAAUUUCUGCCCUUGGUGAAAGGGGUCUACAAUGAUGUUACCUGCCUUUUUCCUGAAUCUUAACUGGUGUAAGUCAGGUUGGCUCUGAUGGUUAUCCUUAGUGAACAAAUCUAAAGAAUCCAAAAGCCAAUUGCAUUUCCUGAGCAGACCAGUUUGCAAAUUUACAGACCUAAAAGCCCGAGCAACAAUUUGCUCUUGACUGUAUAUAAUGCAGCAUUUUUCCAAGAAUGGAAACAUCAGAGCACUGAGGAAUAUGAACGUUCAGUAACACCUGGAAAACAUCACCAGGGACCAGAAUGUAUUAACCAUUGGACAUGACCACAGAAUAUGCUUAAGUGUUCCGGUUCCACCACAAUCAUGUCAAAGUAUUACUUUGGUAUAUGGUGAAAUAGUUGCUAAGUCAUUUACAUUUAAACAUCCCCCUCUUGUACUAUAUGUUUAAUGUUGAUUAACAGGGGUUUGCAUGCUAAAUGAGAACAACAUCAUAACCUUAGAACCUACUAAGCCUCCCUGUAUAAGCAUUGUCAUCAUUAGACACCACUGACGAGGUCUCCUGAUGGUCAAAGUCAUGAAGCUGUUCAUCAUACCACUUAAACAAUGUAAGCCAUGUAGUGGCUGUGUUGUGUUAGACAGGGUGGUAAAAUAGCAUUUGAAAGCUAAAAAAGUAAGGAGUUAGAGAAAAUCAAUAAUUUUCUUAUCAUAAAAAGAAUUUAUGUAGAAUUAAAAUGUUGAAUUUAUGUGAUGAUUAUGAAGUUAUUAAAAGUGUAUUACUUCUGCCUGAGAUGUUUGAGAAGAUAUGAACCAAAAUGUUCUCUUUAUUAUAGACUUUCUAUCUCUGUUCUCUAUCAUUUCAGCAUUUCAGGAGAAAAGCUCGUAUUACCAUUUGUCUUGAAGCAUUCUCUUAUUUCCAUUUUCUUACAUUUCAGGGUGUCAGUGAGCAGCUGGAUAAGGUGAAAGCCCAGCUACAGAAGGAGCUGAAGAAUGUGUCCAGCUUACAGGCCAAGGUGUCUGAAUUGGAGGUCUGUGUCUGUUAAAUAUAUCCAUUCAUAUUCAAGUUACAAUGAUAUUGUUUCAAUCAAGUCACAACUGAGAGUAAGAAGAACUCAAGCAAGGAUCUAGAUUGAGGAAACACUGAGCAAGCGACAAAAACUGCUUCAAGUGUAAUAAUAAUAAUAAUGCAUCAGAUUUCAUGUAGCGCUUUUUUAGAGACCCUCAAGGCGCUUUACAUUGGAUACAUCAUUCAUUCACUCACACAGUCACACCCUGGUGGUGGUAAACUACCUUAUUAGUCACAGCCGCAGACUGACUGGGGCAGACUGACGGAAACGUGGCAGCCAGUUUGCGCUUAGUCCUCUCCAACCACCACCACACAACACUCACAAUCAUACACCAGUGGAGGACACACACUGGGAGCAGGUUGGGUUAAGAGUCUUGCCCAAGGACACAACGGACAGACUCGGGAUAGUGGGGAACGACCCGCCAACCUUCCGGUUAUUGGACAACUGCCCUACCUCCUGAGAUACUGCCGCCCAUAACCACACACAAGUGCUGACUCACAGAGCUAAAGACUUUACACAGAGUGUUAAAAAGCAUUUUUAAAUAAUUAAUGUCAUCACCAACAAAGCAUCAUCAAGCAUCAUCAAUGCCACUGUCAUCAACAUCAUCUCUAGCACUAACCAAUAAGUGCAGAGUUUUUUAUGAGGGGUGGGUUUAAUACUUUCUCAAAUGUAGACUGGGACUCUUGGGAUCAGAUGUAGCUGGGUAAGUCAUUCCACCGCUGGGGAGUACAGACUGUUCAACAUCUACAUGUAGCCUGGAAUAUAUAACGCCUUUAUAACCAACAGAUUAGCAGGAGUGAUGAAGAAAAAAGAAGAAACGUCACACGAUACAAAGCUCACAUUUUUCACGCUUAUUAACAGUCCAUGAUUGCAUAGGCUUUUCCCUUUUUGUUUCUAUUUCUAUAACAAAAUAUCUUGAUUGCAUGAACAGCUGCCGUUGAUUGCAGAAAGUAGAGAAAUGUGUAAAAAUCCCUGCAGUGAACGGUACCUAUGCAAUCAGUCACACAAAGAAAGCCACAGGAGUUCAUUAUUUUCCUUCAUGGUUUGAUUUUUCAUAGAUGUACUCUACAUAAAGCGAUCAGGUUUUUAGGGGCUGAAAAACGUCCUUUAGUGUGAGAUGCAUGAUUCAUUUUUUUCAUAAGGACAGACUUUUUUUUUUGACAUUUGCUUCUCUAUUUUCUAAUCAAGGCUGUGAAUGAGCAGUACUUACAUCUCAGCGGCGAGAAAGAUGCUCACAUCACAAAAACAGAGACAACCAUUCGAGAGAGCGAGAGCGAGAUUCAGCAGCUCAGAAAUGCGGUAACCAGGUGUGUUUACGGUGCCCUACAGUGAUGCCCUCGAGCUUUAUAUUUGAUGCGAAAAAAAAAAAAAAGAAGAGUCUUAUUUUUCUUCUGUCCUCUCUCCCUCCAGGGCUGAAGAAGCACAUCAAGCCGUGCAAAAGGUCUGUGAGGAAUUGAGGCAAAAACUCAACACAACUGAAGCUGCCAAACAAAACGAGUGCCUGAAGCUGACUGCAGAGAUUGAUGACCUCAACAGAACCAAGACCAACCUUGAGGAGCGGCUCAUCGAGCUUAUAAGGUACAACUUAUCCAGUCUGUUGAACUGAAAACAAUUUUUAAUGAGGAAAAUUUUACAUUUAAUAUCCUGAGAAGGUCUGUUUUGUUUGGUUGCUGCCUAUUUUUCUGAUCUUGUUAUGCUUCUAUAGAUAGGCGGGGGAACUCGGGCAGAGUAGCUUAAAAAAGGAUUUUUUGAAACCUGAUCUAAUUUACUGCGAAAACAAAUCUGAUAGAGAGGCCAGAAACUCCUUUAGGAUGAACCUACAAGGAUCCGUUCUUGUUUGCACAUCCCGUUUUGCUUUUGUAUUAUAUGCCCCUUCCCUGUUUUUCUUUGGUGCAUUAGUUUAGAAAGCAAAGUUACUUCUAGUUUAGGUGGCAUAUUAGAAUAUUUUGGUGUAUUUUACUUUAAAAAAACAUAAAUUGUCACUAAACUGCCAUGCAUUUGUUUUGUUUUUUUGUACAAUACUCCAGGGAUAAAGAUGCUCUGUGGCAGAAAUCAGACGCUCUUGAAUUCGAGCAGAAACUGCGAGCAGAGGAGCGCUGGUUGACAGACAAGGAGGCCACACACUGCCUCAGCUGCCAGGGUCAGUUUACCUGGUGGCUGCGCAGACAUCACUGCAGGUGAUUUUUUUAGACUACACAAAAAAAAUCCCUUCAAAUAAUCCAGGACAAAAAAUAGAAAUAAUUUGUGAAGAUUGUCCAGAUUAGCCCUGUUUAAUUCUUUAUAUAAUUUUUUAGGCUUUGUGGUCGCAUCUUCUGCUACUACUGCAGCAACAACUUCGUAAUGACCAAGCACAGUGGCAAGAAGGAGCGCUGCUGCAAGGACUGUUACACCCAGCACAGCGCAGUGGUGGAGAGGUUCACAGAGGCAGAGCUCAGCGCCUCAGACAGUCAGCCUCCUCCACCUGGAGCUGGGCCUGAGCCACCUCCUGAACCUGCACCAUAUAUACCCACCCCCAGAGUCACAGGUGAGAAGCAAGAUAGGACUAAAAUGUCUGCAAACAACUUUUACUGUAGCAGGUGAACUGGAAAGCAGAAGUGAAAAGACCUGAAUUUGUGAUUUUGAGGAACUAGAACGGAAACUUUGGCCAGAGGAAUUUGAUUCAGAAGGUAAAGGAGAAGUAGGAGACAUUUGUGUGGAGGGAAGAUGAUGUUUGCUUCUAUUGUACAGACAGAAACAUCAUCCGUGUUUUAUUUACUGUUUGUACAUGCUGUAUGAUUUUGUACAGAUGUAAUCAAAAGACUAUAAAAGGAAAAUAGAUGGUGUUUAACAAUCUGUAAUGCUCAUCUUUGACAUCCUAGUGUCAGACCCAAGUACCAAAGCUGAAGAUGGGGCUUUUGACAUCAUCACAGAAGAGGAAGUGAACGGUGUUUAUGACAGUGACUCCACCUCCCAAACCACAGGAGGCUCCACUGAAGGCGAACAAGACCGACGACCCCCGGGAGCUCUGGAUAUGUGAGUGAAAUAUACAUGUAGACAAGGCGGGGGGGUUGUGGUCAGAAUCAGGCUCAAUUAGUCAUCUCCAUGAGUCAGUAUUUACUCCCUAUUCUGAUCAGCCCUCUCAGUUGGAGGACAACCAAUCACAACACAAGGCACCAUGGAGCUUUUGGAUUAUACAAAGAUUACUCACAUACCACAGAGAGUGGAAAAAUCCACGCCCCCAUUAUUAAUUCCACAAAAACUGCUGUCAUGGUGGCUUUGACUAUGAGGCUGCCCCACAUAUAGACAAUACAGACCUCAAAGUACAGGCCCAGGUCUGAAUCCCUUAUGUCAUACGUACCCUGUUACCCACUCUAUCCUCUGUCUUAUCUUCUUAAUUGAUGCGUAAAAAGAUGGAAAAAAUUAUCUCACUACUUUUUUUUUUUUUUGUAAUUUAUUGUUAUUGACAUUCAGAAUCAGACAUUUACAAUAUAUACAUUAUGUAAGCAUACUUCUUUUGCAUCUGUUUUCUGCCCUAAAUGCUAAAACAAAAUUUUAGUUUAUAUCCAAAAAAUGUGAGGAGAAACAAACAUCCAUAACAAUAAAAUCAAAUAAAAAAAUAUGUAUCAGUAGGGAGUGAUCUUUCUCAUACAUCAUGGUCACUGGUUUGUGUAAAUAAAAUCUGCCUAUGAGGCAUGACAUAUUUGACCCAGUUUUCCCAGUAUGAUGUGAAUUUCUUCAACUUGUGAUUAACAAAUGCUGUUAUCUUCUCCAUUUUGGAAAUGUCCAUGGUAAUGUCCAUCCAUAUAUUUAAGGUUGGGCUCUCCCGUAAUAGCCAUUUCCUGGUAAUACUCUUUUUACAGACUAUCAGCAAGCUCACAACUUUCUGCAGUAUAGCACAGAAUCAUCAAGUUUUGUUAAUAAUUAAUGAUUUAAUAGGGGAUUUGGAGUCAAAGCCAAGUGUCUUUGUGUUUUGGGAGUCAUAAACAUAUGUAGAUGUAGAGAUCUCCUCAGUGCCCAGUCUUUCCAACAUAAGGAUACAGACUCUUCAACAAGAUGAAAGUCACACAUCUGCCCACACAGAGGUUCAUUUCCACUGUGCCUUUUGAUUCCUUUCUCAAUUUAUUUUCACUGUACUCUUCCUGCAUGUAUAUCACAUAUACAGUGAAUAUAGCAGUGGGAGUUAUAAAAAGAUUUUUUUGAUCUUUUAUCUGUGCGUGUUUUCACAGGAAUGUCAAGAAUUGAGAGACUGGAGAACAGCGAAGUUGUGCUUGAAUAAAAUUCACUGUCAUGAGUUUAUCAGAAAUAAGAUAAAACCUGCAAAAAUGUCUGUAUGAGUUUUGCAGACGAAUUAGUUAUGGUACCUGAUCCAAUCACUGUUACCCUUUCCAUCCAUAAUUAUAAAUCCAGAGCACAUCAGCUAACCAUUUCAUGGGAGAUUUUUGGCUGGCUCCUCCAGGAAACUUGUUUUUUCAUACUUUGAAUAGUGCAGGAUCGUCUUUUAGGGUUAAUUGAAACACCUACUAAAGAGCUGUAAACAUUAAAAACCUGUUUUGUAUUUUGCAGGAGUGCAGGAGGUGUGACUCCUGAUGAUCCCGAGGAGCACAUCCCCACUGUUCAGGACUCAGAAAUCAACCUCCUCAGAUCAGGAGAAAUCACGUGAGUCUCCCCCAUGGUUUACUUCAUCAGUUUGUGAUUUUAUCCAGUGAAUCAGUAUUUAUCCUUAUCUCAAAUUUCAUUUUUGUUUGAUGCAGUGUGGCUGUCCCUCUCAACAUUGAGGAUAUUUCGCAGUUUGGCGAUGGUUCCAGGGAACUCUUUAUCAAAUCCAGCUGUUACAGUGCGAUCACCAUAGUCAUGGCUGACUGCGGGCCAACCAUCAGCUGGAUGUUUUCCUCUGAACCCAAAAGCAUCUCCUUUAGUGUGGUUUACAGGGAAUCUGCUGACACUCAGGUGGAACAGUCAAAGGUAAAUACACAUGUUUUUUGCCCAUAAGGUUUGUGUCUAGACUGAUGGAACUACUGCAUUUACAACCUACACACUUAUGCAGUGGAGAUGCCUUGUAAAUGUGGACUCGCACUGGCAUCAAUCAGUCUUUGUACAUCUGCCACAGAAAUGUGAAGUAAAGGUAAAAGGCAGCGACAAUGCUUUUUAAAUGACUUUAUUAAAGAAAACAUCACAAGGCUCUGGGAAAUAGUUUUCUAUUAUUGAAAAUUGCAACCACUUCAAAACUAAUAAAACUCCAAAACUCAAUAACUUAUUUGUGGUUCACAAAUAAGUUAUUACGAGACACAAUAGUCUGACCCUGCAGCCCCACAGGGAGCAGGUCUAUUUGCUUGAUCCUAAAAAUUUUACUGACAGAAGAAAAUCGUUGCAGGUGUCUGGUGUUUUUUAUCAGGCUGAAGUAAACAUCCUGGAUUUGUCAUGGGUUGUAAAUGACCUUUCACUUUUCAUCCAGGCUAAUAUUCCCCUAUGUAAUUUUAGGGUCUUUUAUCAUUAUAACUCAAUUUGCAAAAGAGUUUGUACACAGUUUAAAAAUGUGAUAAAACCAGAGUUUGAUCAUUUGUGUAUCAUUUAAAGUCAAUAUUUGGUUGAAAAUAGUGCAAAAACAACAUAUCAAAUGUUAAAAUUGAAAAACUUAUUUUUUUAAUGAAAAAUAUUCACACAUUUUAAAUUUGACACCUGCAAAAUGGAGCCAUGCUGUUGUAAUACCUGCAGGGAGUGGUUUGACACUGUCAUGCUGAAAAAUGUACGGUCUCCCCUAAAAGGCCACUGCCUGGAUGUUCCAAAACCUGUAUAUUGUUCAGCUUUAAUGUUAGCUAUCUAUCCCAUGGCACUUGUGUCCUCCUGUAUCAUCUUGGAUCAUUUGCUGGCGUUUGAGACGUGGGCUGUUAACAGACUGGGCGGUUCCACUCCUCUUUUUGCGCUGUAGACAAAGUGUCCAUGAUUUCCAAAAAGGAUAUCAAAGUUUGAUUUGGCAGAUGACAGUUUUCCUCGCUUCAUUCCAUCUUAAACGGGCUGGGGCCCAGCUCAGUCCUCCAGCAUUUCUGAAUGAUGUUUGUCCUCUUUGCACAGCACAUUGCACAUCUAUGGCUGCAGUGAAAAACUGUGUACACAGAUGGUGUUUUUUGGAAGUGAUUUUGAUUUCCACGACAGAGUUAUGUUCUUUUUUAUGCAUGCCUGUGGGCUCAAAGAUCACAGCCACUCAGGACUGUUUUAUUAGCCUUGUCCCUUUUGUGCAGGAAUUUGAGAGAAUUUAAAAUGAAUUAAUCAGGAGUUGUUCCUCCAGGUGAUGUUUUUUGCAUACAUAACUUCUCAGUUUUUUGUUACCCCACUUUGGUCAAUGCUGGCAUCAAAUUUAAUAUCAGCUCAUAGUCCUUUUAAAACAAUAACAUUUGUCAGUGUAAAGAUCUGAUAUGUUGUAUAAAAACAAACCUGGAGUAUCAAAAAGAGAUCUGCUUAUGGGAGGUGCCGUUUUACUUCAAACAAAUGUGUCUGUUCCUCUCUCAGGUCCUGAUUCCUCUCACCCGCUGCAAUUCCCAUAAAGAGACAAUUCAAGGACAGCUGAAAGUGCGACACCCCGGCCUUUACACACUCAUCUUUGACAACUCUUUUUCACGGUAUUGAACUCCUGAUAUUUAUUACUGUUUUAUUCACUCAAAUAGUACCCCAUGAGAAAGAGAAUAUAAUUACAUGGGAAUGUGUGGGAAAAAAGCCUAACAACCCUCAAGGGCUUGCGAGUAGCAUCCUCCAGGCAGUAGAAAGGAGAUAAUUAGAGCAGUGAAUAUAUAAUGUAUGCAAAAUAUUUAUGUUUCUACCAGUAUUUCAGAUGUAAACAAGACAGAUUGGCACAGUAUAUGAGAUCGUGGCAUCUCUAGAUACCAGUCGAUUGCAACAGUGUGAUAAAUCACAACCAUAAAAUGUGUUACACUCUCUAUUAAAGCGCUCACAAUUAAAUAAUCACUACGAUGAACAGACUCAGAUCAGAAAAUCCCCAUUAAAGGAUCUUGACAAGACACUUCCUCUCUGUUGAGGAAACACAGAAGUGUUUUAACAAUCUAUCAACCAUUUCUUUUUAACGUCUGGCAUUUGUGUGUGUCUGAGUGUGUGUGUAUAUAUAUGUGUGUGUGUUUCAGCAGCCUUCUAUUUCACCUCAUCUUAUUUCUGUUACUUAUAGUCUUCUAACCAGAAAACCUCCUCCCAACAGGUUUAUCUCGAAGAAAGUCUUUUACCACCUGACCAUGGAGAAGCCUAUCAUCUAUGAUGGAAGUGACUUCCCAUGAAGCAGGUCCACAUCCACUUUCCACACAGACGUCAACAUGAAACCACAGAGACACUAUUGUAACGUCAGAGUGGAAAAACAGAGUGUCAAUCUAAUGACUGUUAAUUACCAACUACAAAGAGCUAUUGUUCCCAAGACUUGCUUUUAUCCAAGUAUCUUAUGAUUUAAAGUCAAUUUCUUUGUUGUUUAAGUUUGUGGUAUUAACUGUGUUCUCGCAUUUUAGCUGUUACCAGAGUUAACAAAAUGAAACAGUUAUAACAAGCAAAUCGGAAAGAGAAGUAUUCACGCAAAUUUUAGCAUGUUUUAUCUCGAUAUACACCAAGUAAUAUAUACAUAUACUUUUUGUUGAGUUAGCUUUAAAUUACUGAGUUACCAAGUUAGUAAAUGUGUAGUACUCUUAUUUUUUUUUCUGUUGUACUUGUUUGUUUGGUUUAGUCCUCUUUUUCCCUGACUGACAUCUCCAAGGAAAAAAGGUGGUUGUCAGAUAAAAGAAUAUUUAUCUGUAAAUAAAUAGUCUAUAAGGACUUAGGGAAGAUUCAAGAAAUGUCUGAAAUUAAAGUAGGUUUUAAAUAUUUAAUUUUUCAAUCUUAAAAACCAAAAGAAACAGAAAAUGUGCAGACAAAUAUUUUGCUGGUAACCUGUUUUGAAUUGACUUGUCUAAACACGAGGUUUGCACAUUGUAUAAAGGAAUGAACGAAGUAACAGGUUCCUGGAACGGAAACUACACUAAAAUGACAAAAUAUGUGCACUCUGCGCAGAUCUCAGGAGACAAAUUUCAACGUUUUCACUCCAACGGUAGCAGAUCCUCAUUUAAGAAAAGAGCUGCAGUCUUAUUUUGUAUGUCAGGAGAUCUACAAACCAGUUCUCCCUGACUUAAUGUGACAUGACUGUGAUACUCAAUUAAAGAGUACUGACAUCAGCCAGCUAAUGAGCUGACUGUCAUUUUAAGUGCCUUUUAACUCUAAAAGCCAGGGACUAGUUCACUUUUAUAACUGUAUUUUUAUUUGCAUGAAACAUGAAUCUUGAUACGAAUUAAGUAAAAGCUUCAGUUGAUACUAUGCACAUUAUACUGCAUACUACAACAGUUUUAUCUAUGCAGAUGUGUUUUUUUCUCCUAGUUUGAAUAGUCCUCUCAAAAAUUAGUGUGUGCUGUUUAUUGUUUUGGUUUUCUAGAUGACAAGGCAUUCAGACCAAAAGCCAGCAUGGUCUUUUGGAAGGGCUUCUUUCUCUGCUGCUUGUGUGGAGAUCUGUUUGGUAUCUCACAGUCAGGUCUCUUUUUAUAUUCUGUUGGGUUUAAAUCGGUGCAAUUUUUAUGCAAAAUCCUAUAUUUUCUCUACAGAGCUGCACUUUUGUGUUAAUGAUUUUAUCGAUUGUUACAAACGAUAUCAAAUCUGUGAAGUUUACACAAUCUUUGAAUGGAAUUCACACAGGGAUAGAUUUUUCUACUUGCUAUUUUUGAAGGAUAAUGUCAGAGGCAUAAACUGAGCAUGAAUCAUCACUACAAGCACGUAAUGUAUCUAUGAAUAGGCCUGUCAAACAAAUACGAAUAAAGCCCAGGGGGGAACUGAUGAUUCCA
Xyrichtys novacula (pearly razorfish) is the source of this 20968-nucleotide messenger RNA. The record is from the annotation of a GenBank genome assembly. NCBI's taxonomy places the organism in Eukaryota, Metazoa, Chordata, Actinopteri, Labriformes, Labridae.